Molecule: messenger RNA, 1522 nt
Organism: Lathyrus oleraceus (garden pea)
Lineage: Eukaryota; Viridiplantae; Streptophyta; Magnoliopsida; Fabales; Fabaceae
Product: F-box protein At5g52880
Exons: 6
Coding region: 126-1001 (291 amino acids)
Molecular function (GO): protein binding
Source: RefSeq, a predicted model, not a curated record
CUUAUAAUGACCUAGUUUGGCCACAAUUCGACCGACACAACCCGAACCCUCUCUCUCUCAUGUUUCUCACAAAGAUAAACGUUGUCGUUUGAUCCUCUGUCGCAGCACCAAUUCAAUUGAGAACAAUGUCAACCCCAUUAGAAAGAUACCAAAGACUUGCCCUAAGAGAGUCUCUACCUAUAAACUACAGAUAUCCAAUUGCUUGCAAAGAGCUAAGCUUUAUUCUCAGAGAAGCUUUUCAUCAAUUCCCAAAGAAUUUGCAAACCAUCGUUUUCCAAGAUACUCUCUCUGCCUUCCGUCUCCUCCCACAAAUGCAGACUGAGAAUGCUGUUUCAGCAGCCCAUUUACUCCUUCAAAGUGUAGAAGCGGCACUUCCGAAACAGAAGAAGAAUAUGGCUGUAACAGAAUUUAAGCAUGCAAUGGUUGCUCAUAAGAGGCGCGCUAAAGCUCACCAGGUAGAGGAAGGUUCAUUCCAACUACCACAAGAUAUUCUUGUACACAUUUUCAGUUUUCUAGAUAUGCAAUCUUUGGUCUCAGCGGGGAUAGUCAACUGGUCAUGGAACAUGGCUGCAAAUGAUAACCAUCUAUGGGAAUCACAGUAUUCUGUACUGUAUGACAGUAGUGAUACACAGCCCCCUAAGAGACCGGAUGAUAAGCUCAUACAUAAACCCCUCGAUACUAGAACGGUUCCUGACUGGAAAGAGGCUGUUAAAGGAGCAUACACUGGAGCAUUAUCCAAGAAAUUGACAACCAAUAGAGGAUACUGUGGACACUGCAAAGCUAUAGUUUGGUUAAACAAUUCAAAAUGCCCCAAUGUACAUGGAGGAACGAUAUCUGAAAUUCAUGAUACCAAACCUGUAAUGCGAUUCCAGGUUGUGGAAUACCUUCUAGAUGAUUCUCUAUCCAUACCAACUUCCUCAGACAGUGACAGUGAUUCUGAAGGAGGAUCCGUUUCUAAGUUAUGGGCAUAUCCCAAGCAUUUAAGAAACCUGUUGCAUUAAAUCAAAUCUAUGAUCAAUCUGUUCUUGUAUGAUAUUUCAGGUAGCCUACAGAUUCAUUUUUCAACUUCUAGCUGGUGUCCUUCACUAAGAUAAGAGCUGAUUGUAUUCUCUGGCAUCACAUGAAUUAGAUGAUUGUCAUUUUACAAAGUUCAAAUUUAGUUGACGAAUGUUAAUACAAAUGUUAGUGGAGGAGUUGAAUUAAGAACCCCUUAUCUUGUUGACCGACUCUUAUGCAAACCACUUUUGAUUUUUUGAUUUCAUCUCUGCCACUUGAUAUCUCGACUCGAUUAAGACAAAUUGGGGAGAAACGGGGGAGGAGUGUGUUAUUAGUUUACUGUGUAAAGCUUUUAGUAUUUGAUAAGAUUGUGUAAAGCUGUUAUAUGUGAACAUUAUUAUAGAUUAUUAGUGAAUGAUGUAGUGUGUGCUUGGAUUAAAGUUUGCAAGUAUACUUUUUAUUAAACUUAAUUAUGUGAAUGUAUUUUUUGUUGAAAGUUUGAUGUAACGAGGUUUUUGUUUAGAUA